Messenger RNA from Hyla sarda, 1855 nucleotides. Its product is annotated as taste receptor type 2 member 40-like. Gene Ontology annotation, molecular function: G protein-coupled receptor activity; bitter taste receptor activity. Gene Ontology annotation, cellular component: membrane. The transcript has 4 exons. The record is from RefSeq and is a predicted model, not a curated record. Gene Ontology annotation, biological process: G protein-coupled receptor signaling pathway; detection of chemical stimulus involved in sensory perception of bitter taste; sensory perception of taste. NCBI's taxonomy places the organism in Eukaryota, Metazoa, Chordata, Amphibia, Anura, Hylidae. Bases 90 to 1664 code for a protein of 524 amino acids.
CCGGAGGCCACAAAGCCUGCAUACCAGCCACAUUGUCAUGUGUUGCUUUGAUAUAUUAUUUCACCGUAAGAGUCAAUGUGGACAUCAGGAUGACAUUAAGACACCAUCAAUGUCUCUUUGUUAAGCUCCUUGAACAGCAGAUACUUGUCCUACUUUUUGUGUUACUGCAGUUUCCAGUUAUAACAGAUAACAGUUCAGACAUCAGUUUUUAUGACAGCAACUCCAAAAGAAUACUGAUACCUCAGAGGCAAUACAUAUAUGAACCUAUCCAGUCUGCAUUAUAUCUGCUGCAUCACAGAUACACAGAUAAAAAGAAUCCUAAAUCUUUUUGUACGGCUUCAGUUCCAAGCCCUGUCUGGUUCAGUUUGCCUCUAGAAUCAGAACAUUUACAGAUAAGUAUAACCUGGGGUCUAACUCCAAACCCACCACUCCACGAUUUCCUUAUCGAGAAUAAAUACACAAAAACUGAUCAACAAGAGGAGGGCUUUUUACAAACAUAUGCAUUAUUGACUGGAGAGCUACAUAAACCAUCACUUUUUGUGAUUACCAUGAUCCACUUAAUAUAUCAGUAUCAACAGGCAAUUUUGUUGAAGAAACCAUCUGAAAUAUACAAAUUCCAUGACGAAAAAUCAGAAAGUAAAGAAUCUGAUCAAAUACAAGCAUUGCCUACAUUUGUUAUAGUCUCCAUUUCUUCUUUGGCUAUUAGCACUGUGAUGGGUUUUUUCACAAAUUUCUUCAUCAUUAUGUCCCAUGGAAUGAAUAGUCUUAAAGCUGGGAACAUUAACCCAAAAGAACCAUUACUUUUCACUCUAGGUCUUUUCAAUAUAGCCUUUCAGUGUACUAUGGUUGCCAAUGAUACUCUACUCUUUCUCUGGAGUGAUCUCUAUUACUCAGACUUCAUUUAUACCAUCUUCUCCAUUCUUCUGCUCUUCACCAUUUUCUCCAGCUUCUGGUUCACAUUCUGCCUCUGUGGAUUCUACUAUAUAAUGCUUGGUACAUUUGAGAAAAGAUGGUUUGUGCAUCUAAAGCAGAACAUUGCUCGGAUUGUCCCUUGGAUGCUGUUAUCUUGCAUGUUGUUAUCAAGUGUUAUCAGUGUCCCAGUUGCAUGGAGCAUUAAGAAAGUAGAAUAUUUUGAUUUAUCAGCUGGUAACAUCACUAGAAACUUCACAUUAGAAAUAAGCCCCCCACACAUGAACCAUCAAUAUCUACUUGUCGCCAGUAUAUUUGGGUGCUGCAUCCCUCUGAUUUUAGUGGCCAUUGCUAAUGUCCUUAUUGUGAAAUAUCUGUGCAACCAUGUGACAUAUCUGAGAAAAAGUUCAGGUGGAAUAAGCGUACAGAGUGUAGAGGCAAGUGUAUCGGCAGCACAUACUGUCACCUCCCUUCUUCUGUUAUAUAUGAGUUUUUUUGUUUCCGAAACUUUGCUAAUCAUGGAUGUCUUCAAAGUGGACAGUCCUUGGAUCUCCUUGUGCCUUAUUACGGUUUACAGCUAUGCUCCUGUACAAUCCGUCAUACUCAUCAAUGGCAGUCCAAACCUUAGGGACAGGAUAAAGACAAUAAUAUGUCCUUGUAAAUUCACAGGAGACAUGCCUUCAGGAGACCGAACAGAUACCAGCCAUUCAACAACCAACCUGAGCUUGUCGCUUUCUCUAGACAGAACUGUAUGAACAUGAUACAAAUAUGAAUAUAUUACUAACUCUCAAGACAAUGUGUCCCAGUUUUAAGGUUAUUUUACAGAAAUUAAGAUUUCUGCAGCCACUUAAUUAAUCUUAAGGGAGUAGAUACUAAUGAUGGACUUGCAUAUCUUUUUAUCAUUCAAUUUUAUGGACUGACCUUCAAGAUUUAUAAAAACUCUAUA